Molecule: messenger RNA, 4465 nt
Organism: Neoarius graeffei (lesser salmon catfish)
Lineage: Eukaryota; Metazoa; Chordata; Actinopteri; Siluriformes; Ariidae
Product: NACHT, LRR and PYD domains-containing protein 3-like
Exons: 11
Coding region: 214-3048 (944 amino acids)
Molecular function (GO): protein binding
Source: RefSeq, a predicted model, not a curated record
GUGGUGCAGCGCGGAGACCUGAGAGCGCGAGUGAAAGUUAUCGGUUUCAUUCCGAGACGAACCGAACCGAGCGGGUCCGGGGGAGCGGGCUGAGGGAGAGAACACUUCACCGCCACAGCCCGCCGGCUCACGCGCACUCUCGCCACAGCCCGCCGGCUCGCGCUCUCUCCAAAGGCGUCUCCCUCUCGCUUUUAACGCGGCCCCUCAACGAGCAUGAUGAUGAAGAGAAAGAGAUCAGACUCACCAGAACCCAGCUGCGUGUCCAUGAAGAGUGACCGGUCAAUGGGACACCCAGAAAACUUCAGAGACCGAGACAGUCCUGCUGAUCUGAGACCACAAAGCAGCAAUCAGUUGGAGACCAUAUUCAAGGAGCUGGAAGACAAAGCCAUCACUGUGAUAAAGAACGAGCUGAAGAAGUUUAAGAAGGUCUUGAGCCCAGAUUCCCCAGCAUGCUCUGAGAGGGAGGUGGAGAAUCAGAGCAAUGUCAGAGAGGGAGCGCUGAAGAUUGCAGUGCAACUCCUGAACAACAUGGACCACACAGACCUCGCUAACACACUGCAGAACAAGCUGUCCCCAGUCAUGGCCUGUCAGCAAAAACUAAAAACCCUCCUGAGAGACAAUUGUAAGAGAAUUAAUGAAGGAAUUUCCCAGCCAGGAAGCUCAACACCUCUGAGUGAGAUCUACACAGAGCUCUACAUCACAAAGGGUUGGAGUGGAGACGUCAAUAAAGAGCAUGAGGUGAGACAGCUUGAGACAGCGUCCAGGAGACCAGCAACACAGGAGACGCCCAUCAAAUGUAAUGAUCUCUUUAAAGACACGUCCAUCAGAAGUGUGCUGACCAAAGGAGUUGCUGGAAUUGGAAAAACGGUCUCUGUGCAGAAGUUCAUUCUGGACUGGACUGAAGGAAAAGCGAAUCAGGACGUCACCUUCAUGUUCCCACUUCCCUUUAGAGAGCUGAAUCUGAUGAAGGCGAGAAAUCUCAGUCUGAUGAAUCUUAUUCAUCACUUUUUCCCAGAAAUGAGAAAACUAGAAUUAAUAAACUUUAAUGGAUACAAAGUCCUGUUGAUCUUUGAUGGUCUGGAUGAGUGUCGACUUCCUCUAAAUUUCCAGAGCAAUGAGAGAUUGUGUGAUGUGACGGAGUCGGCCUCAGUGGAUGUGCUGCUGACAAACCUCAUCAAGGGGGAUCUGCUUCCCUCUGCUCUCCUCUGGAUAACCUCUCGACCAGGAGCAGCCAAUCAGAUCCCUCCUGCGUGUGUAGACCAGGUAACAGAGGUACGAGGGUUCAGUGAUCCUCAGAAAGAGGAGUACUUCGGGAAGAGGAUCAGUGAUCAGAACCUGGCCAAUAAAAUCAUCACACACAUGAAGUCUUCAAGAAGCCUCUACAUCAUGUGCCACAUCCCAGUCUUCUGCUGGAUCUUAGCCACUGUUCUCGAGAGAAUGUUGGAUAAAGCGGAGUGUGGAAAGAUCCCCAAGACUCUGACUGAAAUGUUCACACACUUCCUGAUCUUUCAGAUCAAACACAAGGAGCAAAAGUACCAUCAGAAAUGUGAGCCUGAUCCUCAGCAGACCAGAAAGAGUAUCCUGGCACUGGGAAAACUGGCUUUCCAACAGCUGGAGAAAGGAAACCUGAUCUUCUAUGAGGAAGACCUGAGAGAGUGUGGGAUUGAUGUGAGGGAAGUGUCAGUGUACUCAGGGGUGUGUACCCAAAUUUUCAGAGAGGAGUUUGAGCUUCACCUGGGGAGGGUCUUCAGCUUUGUACAUCUGAGCGUUCAGGAGUUUCUGGCUGCUUUAUACACGUUUCUCUGCUUCAUCAGCAGAAAUGUAACAGAACCACAAACCACUGAUCUGUCUGAUCUUUUCACCAAGUCAAACAUGUCUGAUUUCCUCAGGAGUGCAGUGGACAAGGCCCUACAGAGUGAGAAUGGACAUCUGGACCUGUUCGUCCGCUUCCUUCUGGGUCUCUCACUGGAGUCCAAUCAGACUCUCUUACGAGGCUUAAUGCUUCAGACAGAAAGCAGCUCUCACAGCAAACAGGAAACCAUCAAGUACAUCAAGAAGAAGAUCAGGGAGAAUCCAUCUCCAGAGAAAUCCAUCAAUCUGUUCCACUGUCUGAAUGAACUGAAUGAUCAUUCUCUCGUGCAGGAAGUGCAACAUUACCUGAACAGAGACUAUUACUGUAGUCUCAGUGGAACCAGUCUCUCUCCUGCUCAGUGGUCAGCUCUGGUGUUUAUGACCCUGAACUCAGAACAGGAGCUGGAGGAGUUUAAUUUGAGAAAAUAUGACCCAUCAGAUGAAUGUCUCCUGAGGCUGGUGCCUGUGGUCAAAGCCUCCAGAAAAGCGGAUCUGUAUGAGUGUAAUCUGACAAAGGAAAGUUGCAGAGCUUUGUCCACAGUUCUCAGCUCAAAGUCCUCCAGUCUGCGAGAACUGGACCUGAGUGGAAACAACCUGCAGGAUUCAGGAGUGAAGCUACUCUGUGCUGGACCUGAGAAUCCACGCUGUUCGUUGGAAAUACUGAAGCUACGUGACUGUAGUCUGACUGAGGAAAGCUGUAGAUUUCUGUCUUCAGUUCUCAGCUCAAACUCCUCCAGUCUGAGAGAACUGGACCUGAGUUACAAUCACCUGAAGAAUUCAGGAGUGAAGCUGCUCUCUGCUGGACUGGAGAAUCCACACUGUAAACUGGAGACACUGUGGCUGUGUGGAUGUACUCUGACAGAGGAAAGCUGUAGGUUUCUGUCUUCAGUUCUCAGCUCAAACUCCUCCAGACUGAGAGAACUGAAGCUGAGUGACAAUAAAGUGCAGGAUUCAGGAGUAAAGCUGCUCUCUGCUGGACUGGAGACUCCACGCUGUACCCUGGAGAUACUCCGGAUGUGUAAUUGCUGCAUUACAGAUGAAGGUUAUGUUGCUCUGGCUUCAGCUCUGAGGUCAAACUCCUCAUCAAACCUGAAAGAACUGAGUUUGCUUGUUAAUAAAACAGGAGACUCGGGGAUGAAGCAGCUCAAUGAUCUACUGACCGAUCCACACUGUAAACUGAAGACACUACAGUUUUAGUUACAUCACCUCACCAGGACUGACCCAGGAUGCGUUUCUGCUCAAUAUGGCAUCAUGCAGUGUUGUGACACUAAAACAUUUGAUUCUCCAUCAUCACAGUAAUAUUGAUUUAAUCCAUUUUUUCUCAAAAGUAAUUCAAAGCGCUGUUUGUUACUGGUUAAUCUAUUUUAUAAUAGUAAGUAUGUUAACAAUUCUGCCUGAUUUGUUGUCAUGUUGAUACGUGACCUUACCUCUGGUUCUGGUGGGCUCCUGCAUAAACUCCACAGAUAGGAUGUAACCUGCAGGCACAAGUCAACUGAGCGGGAUAUAUAUUUUUGAACAGGGGGUUUUGGAUGACGUUACCCAGAUCACCUGUCUGCAGUUUGGAUUUAAGGGUGUCUGGGGGGUCUCAAACAUUUGUUCCAUUGUGCAAAUGUCCUUGGAAAUAGUGAACAUUUGUCAAGUCAAGUCCCUUCCAUGCCAGGAUCUGGUCUUCCCAGGCAGUCUCCUGUUCCAGUCCUAACCAGCUCUUUGAGGCGUAUGGGUGGGGCGCCAAUCUCCAUUCCAAUAGCCUCUCACCUAUACGGCUAGGGUUACGGUGGGGGCCUAGUCCUCUGGUAACCGCGAGAGUUUGACUUCCCUACUCACAUUUGUAUUGCAGCUUGCCUUACCAGGUGGCAGCAGGUACCAUUUUUAUGAUGGUCUUCGAUAUGACCCAGCCGUGAGUAGAACUCGUGAUCUCCUGGUUGAGAGGCAAACACACUAACCAUUAGGCCAACUUGUGGUCAGUGGAUAUUUGUAACAAUCCUUAUUAGCUAAUAUCAGAUGAGUUGGCUGCAUUUUCCUUGUUGAUACUCCUUGUGUAGAUUGCUUACUUUGGUAUGAGUCUGUGUCCAGGGCAAUUAAUGUAUUCAUUGAUUUGUAGAUGAGUGUCAGCCUGUGAACUGCCCUCCUGUGCUUUAAUGGUUCCCACUUGAGAUAGUUGAGCAUUUGCGUUACACUAGCCUUUUUCUUACUGUUCUUCAAGACGAAUCUGGCUGAGCAUCGUUGAACUCCCUCCAGAUGCUUUCGAUAAGGAUCCCAUACCGAUGCACAAUAUUCAAGUCGGGGUCUUACUCAGGUUUCAUAUGCAACAGCUUUUAUAUCUGGGGCACAAGUCUGCAGAUUCCUGCAAAGCAGUCCAAGAAUUUGGUUUGCCCUUGAAGUCACUGUUUGAAUAUGGUUUGCCCAUCCUGAAAUCUAAGUUGGUUAGUUUCCAUCCAUUCAUUAUCCAUAACUGUUUAUCCUGUACAGGGUCGCAGGCGGGUUGGAGCCUAUCUCAGCUGACUACGGGCGAAAGGCGGGGUUCACCCUGGACAAGUCGCCAGGUCAUCACAGGGCUGACACAUAGACACAGACAACCAUUCACACUCACAUUCACACCUACGCUCAAUUUAGA